CGUGGGAUGUCUUGGCUGCAAAAGUUCGGCUGAAAUGACUACAUCCUAACCGGUCAGAAGGAGGGGAGCACGAGGCGAGUAUCUGUGAUCCUUGUUGACCGUGAGGCGUGGCCCCAACAGGCGGGUAAUGAGUUGAAUCCUGAGACUUUUACACCCCCCUCCCCACGCCGCCAUGGGCAUCCGCGCUUCCGCCGCAGCCUCGGAGCGGAGCGCUGUUCACCUGCUGUGGUGUUGAAGCAGCAACGGAACUGCGCGCUGUCACAGACUGACGGGGGAAGCACAGAGAACUGCCUAAAAAAGCGCGUGCGCAUGGAUCUGAAACCAGUCAAUGCGUAGAAAGACACAAACAUUGGAAGGAUGGAUCGACUCCCCCCCGCCCUCGGUCUCGAUGCCGAGGUCUGAGCACCCCGCCUCGCACCGGAACUCAGCGCAGCUUCCACAGUUGAGGAGGGCGACCGAGGCUUCCGAUCACUGAGUUGCGGUUGAUGGUUCUUUGCGUGUGGACUGGAGUGCGCCGAGCUCCGUUUCUGAUCUCUCUCUUUUGGGGAACACGCAAACCUGCUUGAGGAACAGACUGAUUUUGGCAGAACCUUGGGGUACACUGGACUUCAGUGAGGUGAAUGUUGAUGACACUAUUGAAAUGUUACCAAAAUCAAGAAGAGCUCUUACCAUUCAAGAGAUUGCUGCAUUAGCGCGAUCCUCCCUGCAUGGUAUUUCACAGGUUGUAAAGGACCAUGUGACAAAACCCACAGCCAUGGCUCAAGGCAGAGUGGCCCAUUUGAUAGAGUGGAAGGGGUGGUGCAAGCCGAUGGACACUGCAACAGCCCUGGAGUCAGACUUCAACUCCUACUCUGACCUCACGGAGGGAGAACAGGAAGCUCGCUUUGCUGCCGGUGUUGCAGAGCAGUUUGCCAUUGCAGAGGCUAAGCUGAGGGCUUGGUCCUCCGUGGACGGAGACGAGUCCAACGAUGACUCAUACGAUGAAGACUUUCUGCCUGCCAACGACCCCACCACACAGAGCACUGAUGUGUCCUCCUACCCCCCUUACUUGAAGGAUCUGAUCCACUCCCAGCUUUGUCAGCACCUGGGCUUGUGGGGGACCCUCUCUGAAAGUGGGGUAGGGGUAGGAGAUGGUGGUUGCAGCCGGGAGCCGUCCCCCACGGCGGGCUCUCCGGACACACUGUGCUCCAGCAUGUGCAGCCUUGAUGAGCAGCACCCCCUGCUGCGUGACCUGGGGGGACACCGUGUCCCCCACUCCAAUGCUGCUGAGCUUGCUGCCAAGAUCCUGUCGGCGCUCCACGGAGGGGAGGAGCUGCUGGCCCGCCUUCAGAGGGUGGGGCAGAGUGGGCCUGGUGGGGGAGAGAACGGUUUCCAUAACCUGGGAGGGGGCACAAGGCAAGCACAAGGCUGCAGGCCCUGUGGGGGUCAGGACUCCCCUUGCUACUCCAUGUCUUACUCCGAGACGUACCUGUCACCUGGGGAGGACGACGACGCUCCAUGCAAGGACUAUCAGAGCACCAUGUGCCAGGUGGAGGCAGAGGGCAAUGAAGUGGAGCACCCGUCUGGCUAUGAUCCCAGCCGGAGGGUGUCUGACGUGGCCUCUUCUGGUGUGGUUUCCCUGGAUGAAGAGGAUUUUGAAGAGGAGCUGGAGGAGAGGGCGGGGCAGCCAAACAACCAGUGACUCCAGCAAACAAAGGGUUAAUGUCGUCUUCUGAAAUUUGAAAACUCUCCAUGUCUAAAAAAACAGAACCUCCUACAUUGGCGGUGGUUCCCCCUCUGACUGACUAUCCGUCUUUGCCUUACUGGUGGUUUCAGCUCCUCCCUCCUCCUGUUUCGUCCUCCCACAAAUCUACACUGUUUGCUUUGAAGGCGUCCAAACAAUCUUUUUGAUCGGAGCGCAAACGCUGGACUCAAUACAGCAACUCACCCCCUGAGUUGUUGAUUUAAAUCCCACCCUAAAUUCCUAAAUCCUAAACAGAAUCAGAAGGACGGAGAGUUUGGACUCUGACUUAUCGAUGCAUGUAUUCUGCAAGCGCAGGAAUGACCUGGUCUGGAACAAGAAGUGUAAUCUCAGCUAUGCUGUAUUACUACCCCUGUCAAUGCCCCCCUUGGAGGGCAGGUUGACACUGCAUCCUGGCACCUGCCCUAUAUCCUGCAUAAUUCCCUCUCUCCUUUGCAAGAGACUACUUUGCAUCCUUCUGGGCAUGGCUUGCUGAGAAUGCCAAACUAUUUAACCCUGUCACGACUGAGUAGAAGCAAGUGCUGGAAUGUCAGGAAAGUGACAGGAAGUGGUUUGUAUUUUAAAAAAAGGGUUUGUGACAGAAAUGAUAUGCUUUUAUUGUACUAGUUUUCUAUCAUUCAAACAUGUCGUCGUUCAAGUGACAUUGUUAUGGUUGAAACCUGUCAUAAUGACACUCAGUCCCAGAUGUUCUGUGGACUUCUGAGUGGAAGACAAAAAGUUGCUUGUCUUGGAAGUGAAAACUUUCAGAAACUUCUGACAAAAAAUACAGAAUGUUCCUGAAGUGAUCCUUUGGUGAGAAAUGUUUGGCAUGGAGCAUCAUAGGAUGAAAAGACAACAAGAGUUUUUUUCCUGUGAACACAUACAGUGCAUUGGAGAUUUUUCUAUAUUUUUGUAUGAGUCGUCUUGCUUUGAUCUCUUUGCCUAUGCGGCAUGCCAGUGAAUGUGGUUUUUUGCACGAAGCUAAUGUGGCUGUAGAUUUCUCCUUUUCUUUGUUAUCACUGUGUGAUAUAGUUACUGGGAAAACAAAAAAACAACAAAUGUGAACAAAAAAGUUUUUUUUUCUUCCAUUUUUUUCCAAACAGGAUACUGUGAUAUGCUUAGUUAUUUCCAUAUUUCCUUUAAUCUAAUUUUUCAGAAUGCUCUUAGUUCGUUUCCCUUCUAGACGUUUGCUUCUGUUUCUCUGUUAUUCUUCCUUUAAUGUGAUGCUUUUGCAGAAGGGCAUGUUUAUGUGCCCCAUACAGAAUCUCCCAUCUCCAUAGCGACGUGUGGAGAACGAUUAAAAUUCUCCCACUGAUGGUUCAUACAACUCAGGUAAUCCACUUGGUCCUGUGCACCCCCACCCCCCACACAUGCAUGAGUCCUGCUCAUUGUCCAUGUGUGUUUGCACAUGUUUGUGGGAUGUUGUGAGGGUAAGUCAUCAUUUUCUGUGAAUAAUUAAAGUACAGGUUUAACGCCAUGUCUUUUAGUAAAAGCCUCAACAAGACAGUUUGUGUUUUGACAUUUUCUGAAGUUGUGUGUCUGCACUGUAAGAUGUCAGCAAGCAGCUAAAGCUUGCAUUUUCAUUCCAAAACCCAUCCAAUGCAGCGAUUCCCUUUAAAACAUUGUCAGGUGUAGCUAUAUAUUGGUUUAAUUGGGACUGGAGGUUUAAAUAAAAACCAGAAAAUGCACACAGAACGCAGGAAAGGAUGGCAGUUUCUGAUGCAAACAGAGAACAUAGUUUACUACAGUUGACGAGGGGAAAAGACAGUGACAACUCAGGGGGAACAAAUGAAGCUGUGCCUUUCAUGCAUCACCUCUGACCUCCCUAGUUGCAUUCCAAUCAUCAUCAUCCUCCAUGGUGUCACUGAGGCCACAGCUUGGCCUUUUUACACCUUUCUGAUCAUCAUGAGGGGCAAGGGGGGCAGAUAAACAUGCCAGCGUGGGUCGGAUGGAGCCAUCAAAAAUCCCUGUUGCGUCUGCUGCGAGUUUGCUCCUGCUGCAGCUAGCCGCAGGUUACCGCAGGGCGCUUUGCGUCAUUGUCCUUUCGGCUGACAUUAAGAUCCCGGCAGUGCAAGGAGAGGUUGGGCUUUUGUUUGGGUGAGGUGACGCAGGCAUGCCUUUGUUGGCUGACUCCCUCCUCCAUUUAUCAGCUCUCUCCGUCCACCUCUGUGCUUUUUUUUUUUUUUUUCUGUCAAUAUGAAUGUCUUCAUCCUCUUCUGUGUGCUCAGAAAAGUGGUCACACUUGUGAAAGGAUGUUGUCCGUCAUCCUUCUGAAUCCUUAACUCCUUUCGCUCUUUGAAAGUCAGCCCAACCACGUCAUAAAUCAAAGUCUUUGGUGACUUUAUGGACUUCCUAACUGUCUCCAUGGGAAUGUUUCAUCCUUGUGGGAAUAGAUAUCAAACAUGUCCCACUGACAGCCUGAUGAAUGUUUCCCUUCUGUAUCCCUCCAUCAGUGUGCUGUCAUCCCCUGCUCUCCUCCUCCAGUGUCUUUGUGUUUGUCUCCAUCUUUCCCCCCACAGGGGACUUAUUACAUAACUAAGAGGACAUUUGUGCGCUACCUUUGCCCAAAGGCUAUUAGCCUGGGAUUGUAAAACUUGCUGAUGAUCAGGAGAUGUUGUCUCCUGUCUGUCUGUCUCUUUUCUUUACAUUCCCUUUGGUUCCCCGGUUCUUUUACAGCCAGCAGUUUCUCAGUGACAGCUUCUGUCCCAGAAGGCUCCCUGCCCUCUUUGUUUCCAUGCUCCUUUUUCUGUUGAAAUGAUUGAUGAUUUGUUAGCCUAAUAGGCACAGAAAAACUUGCUGUGCUUGACUCAGGCAGACGUCUUUAGAUGGAAACACGCUCUGACAUUUGCAUGGAUGUGUGCAUGCUCAUGGGCAGGGUAUUUAGUUUAUUUUGUGUCCAGACACCGGACUCUUAUCAGAGAGAAGUGCUUCAGGUUCCGCAUGUGCAUGUGUGUGUCAGGAGGCCCCAGUGCUAUAAAAAGACAUCAAAACAUCUGUCCCACAGCGUCAAGGCAGGAGGGCGUAUGAAUAUUUAGCUGGUGGAAGCGCUACUGUCACCCUACAACCUACUUAGCAUUUUAGAACAACCCAGCUGGGCCAGGACACAACCCCAUCCCAUCACCGUUCAGUGAAAAAAACUGUGAAGGUGUGUGAAUAUGUGCUGGAAAUGAACCCCAACAAUACCUGCAUAGAGACUUGGGCUGAUGGUUGGAGGCUGAUGGUUGGGGCAGCUCUCACAGGGAGGAGUCUCACAAAGCCAUACUACUAACCCAACAGAGACAAAGAGGCUGCAAACAAGAGGCAGAGAAGCUUAAAUGAAUGUAUUGUUUCAUCCAGUCUCUCAGAGGGUCAGCAUCAGUCACUCCUCCUACUCAAAACCAUUCCUGUCUUUUCUCCUCCUUUUUUAUUGAAACAUGUUUUUCCUCUUUUGGUGAAUGUUAUUAUUUGAAUAUUAUGUCCUUGGAUUAGAAAAAUAAAUCAUUGUUUGCUGCCUCUGAUAUCAUUUCGAGGUAAUAAAUUAUUGGUAUUGUUUGCAAAAAACAAA
Messenger RNA from Oryzias latipes (Japanese medaka), 5264 nucleotides. It is a transcript of the gene fam131ab, whose product is annotated as family with sequence similarity 131 member Ab. Lineage: Eukaryota; Metazoa; Chordata; Actinopteri; Beloniformes; Adrianichthyidae. The record is from RefSeq and is a predicted model, not a curated record.